This is a messenger RNA of Pogoniulus pusillus (Red-fronted tinkerbird), 681 nucleotides long. It is a transcript of the gene SRGN, whose product is annotated as serglycin. The record is from RefSeq and is a predicted model, not a curated record. Bases 91 to 543 code for a protein of 150 amino acids. NCBI's taxonomy places the organism in Eukaryota, Metazoa, Chordata, Aves, Piciformes, Lybiidae. The transcript is spliced from 4 exons.
UAAAUCCCAGACUGGAGAGGGAGCCUCUGGAGGGAUUUCCUUCAUCACAGUGUGAAGAAGCUGUGGUGAAGGCUGGUGGCGAGCAGGGAGAUGCCAGCCAAAAUGCAGCUCCUUAUCAGAUGUAACGGGAGGAUUUUCCUGGCUGUUUGUUUAAUCCUCUUUGUGGGAUACACGGCACAAGGUGCUCCAAUGCAGAAGGCAAGGUACAAGAGAGUAAGGUGCCGACCCGAUGCCUGGUCUGCUAACUGCAUCGAAGAGCAGGGACCCUGGUUUCACAUACCCGCCGGGGGAGCCAACAGGAUCCUUCCUCCCAUGGCAGACCCAUCCCUGAUGAAGCAAUACCAGGAGCUAAGCGACAUAUUCCCUCUCUCAGAUGAUGAGUCUGGCUCUGGGCCUGACGUGUCAGUGGAAGCAGAGCCAGCCUCUGGGUCGGGGUUUGGUGACAGCGAUGGCCUCUCCAAGGCAAAGCCACCCACCUUCCUACAGGGUCUGCAGAAUGGCAAACUGAAGCAAAAGCUAACGGAAGAGGAUCUGCUGCUGUAGGACUUGAGACAUCAGCCUCCUCAUCGUAGUGGUGGUCUCCUUUGCCUCCUGCAUCCUUUCCUGGGCUCCUGACUCAGCUCAAUGGGCAUGAAGUGGUUUUAAGCCAAUCUAAAUCAAUAAAAACGUUGCCGUAAUAUC